Cajanus cajan (pigeon pea) is the source of this 1112-nucleotide messenger RNA. The record is from RefSeq and is a predicted model, not a curated record. NCBI's taxonomy places the organism in Eukaryota, Viridiplantae, Streptophyta, Magnoliopsida, Fabales, Fabaceae.
AGGAACUUCAUGACAUGGACUCUCAAGAGCGAGCAGAGCUGCUUGUUCAAACAGGUGGUUUAUCUUCUGCUGAAGUGCAAGACAUUGAGAUGGUACUGGACAUGAUGCCUUCCUUGACACUUGAGGUAACUUGUGAGACUGAAGGUGAAGAGGGUAUACAAGAGGGUGACAUUGUGACUAUCCAUGCAUGGAUAAAUGUUAAAAGGGGUAAUGGUCUGAUUGGUGCUCUUCCACAUGCCCCCUACUACCCAUUUCAGAAGGAAGAAAAUUACUGGUUUUUGCUUGCGGAUUCUGUUUCAAAUAAUGUGUGGUUUUCUCAGAAGGUUAGUUUCAUGGAUGAAGCUGCUGCUGUAACCGCUGCAUCCAAGUCAAUUGAGGAAUCUAUGGAGGGGUCAGGAGCAAAUGUGAAGGAGACCAGUAGGGCAGUUGCAGAAGCAGUAGAGAAAGUGAAAGGGGGCUCUAGAUUGGUAUUGGGCAAGUUCCAGGCCCCGUCAGAGGGUAACUACAAUUUGACUUGUUAUUGUUUGUGUGAUUCUUGGUUGGGCUGUGACAGAAGGACAAACUUAAAGCUCAAAGUUUUGAAACGGACUCGGGCUGGCACCAGGGGUGCUGUUUUGGCUGAUGAAGGACCUAUCAUGGAGGAUGGAGUUGAGGAGGAUGAAGACAAUGAGGAUGAAGAGUAUGAUGAUGACUACGAGAGUGAGUACAGUGAAGAUGAAGAAGAUGAUCAAAACACAAAAAAUAAGCAACAAGCUGCUAAUGGCACCGUGAAUAAACAUGGUAAAGCUGCAGAAAGUUCAGGCUCUGAUGAAGAAUGAGAAGUCUUUUCUAACAUGAUAGAACCAUAAAUUUCAUCUUUUCCCCUCAUGGAUGGUAGAACAAUCAACUGUAGCAGUAAUGGUAUAUUGUCCAUUUUGUUUAUCAGCUGGACUGCGUUGAUGCUUGGACUUUCGUUCUUAUCCUAGUUCCAGCUGAUAUCGUGACUAAAUUGUCAUAUUAUCUGAAAAUUUAAAGGAUGGUAGAUCAUGAGUUUAAAGAUUGAAUUUUGAUUUAAUGCCUGUGUACAACUUUUUAAAUGUUUUAUCGAGAAAUUUGAGUCUUAAUGUCGAUUA